UGUUUUUCUUUUUGGUUUGCUUAUAGAAUAAGUCCAAACUGAACAUUUUUUGUGGUUAAUUUAGUGUGGUCAAGAAUUUAAAACAAAGUUUUGUUGGGUUAUAAAGGGACUGUAGGGAUAUUUAAUUAGUUGGUAUAAUAAUGAAAGUGAUGGGUGAAGUAAAGCUCAGAAUCUUUUUUUCUUCUUUAUAUUUUGAAUUUUGAUGUCCACCUCAGAAAAUGAUUCUAGCUGGGUCUUCUCUAAUCUUAUAAAUUGCCACUUGCCAUGUCAAAUUGCCGAGUGCCAACAAAACUUUGUGUUUGUAUCUAACCUACCCUAAUUAACCCUUUCUUUAUCUCGUUUUGGACCAGUAUUGUUGCGGUCCACUUCAUUUAUAGGAGUUCUAGUCAGAUUUUUAGUUCCGAUCAGUAAACCAGUAAUCAAAAUAACUUAUAAUUUAAAAUGUAAUCAAAUUCGAGCCAACUCACAAACUAUUCAAAAUUGUUCUGAUAUCUAUUUGAUAUUAACCGACUCGAGUUCGAACUACUCGAAUCAAAUUGACUAGCUCACGAGCCAAAUCGAGUUUGAACACUACUGAUUAGCAACUUCAAUGGCUAGAGUUUGUUGGCCGUACUUUGAUCCCGAGUAUGAGAAUCUGAGCACUAGAAUCAAUCCUCCAAGAGUAUCAGUUGAUAAUACUAGCUGCACUGUCUCAACUCUAAUAAAGGUUGAUAGUAUGAACAAACCAGGAAUUCUGCUGGAAGUGGUGCAAAUUCUGACUGAUCUUGACCUCAUCAUCACCAAAGCUUACAUCUCCUCAGAUGGAGGAUGGUUCAUGGACAUAUUUCAUGUCACUGACCAACAAGGCAAGAAAAUUACUGACAGUAAAACCAUUGACUACAUUGAGAAGGCUCUAGGACCAAAAGAGUACAACAAAGCUGAAUUGAAGACUUGGCCCGGAAAACGAGUCGGAGUUCACUCUGUUGGUGAUUACACAGCCAUUGAACUCAUCGGAAGUGACCGUCCGGGUCUUUUAUCGGAGAUCACUGCUGUCCUUGCCAACCUUCACUUCAAUGUGGCUGCUGCAGAAGUUUGGACGCAUAAUCGGAGAAUAGCAUGUGUUGUUUAUGUCAAUGAUGACAUAACUUGCCGCCCUGUGGAGGAUCCCACCAGAUUGUCUGUUAUGGAGGAGCAGCUGAAGAACAUCUUACGCGGCUGCGAGGAUGAUGAGAAAGCUGCUCGUACCAGUUUCUCCAUGGGAUUCACCCACAUUGACCGCAGGCUCCAUCAAAUGUUUUUUGCAGAUAGAGAUUAUGAAGGUGGGCCAGGAGGUGUGUCCAACGAAGUUGAUUCCUUCAAUCCGAAGAUAACAGUUGAGCGUUGCGGUGAGAAAGGGUACUCGGUAGUUAGUGUUCAAUGCAAAGAUCGAGCGAAACUGCUAUUCGACAUUGUCUGCACUCUCACAGACAUGCAAUAUGUUGUGUUUCAUGCCACAAUUUCAUCUGAUGGCCCCAAUGCAUCUCAGGAGUACUACAUCCGUCACAUGGAUGGUUGCACACUUGAUACUGAAGGCGAAAAGGAACGAGUUAUCAAAUGUCUAGAAGCUGCAAUCAAAAGAAGAAUAUGUGAGGGUCUGAGCUUAGAACUGUGCGCGAAGGAUAGAGUAGGAUUGCUGUCGGAAGUAACGAGAGUCCUGAGAGAGAACGGAUUAUCGGUAUCACGAGCGGGCGUGACGACAGUCGGAGAGCAAGCAAUGAAUGUUUUCUAUGUGAGAGAUGCUUCAGGAAACCCUGUGGAUAUGAAAACUAUUGAAGCUCUUCGUAAAGAAAUCGGACACACAAUGCUGCUUAAUGUCAAGAAAACUCCUGCUAGACCAACUCAGCCUGAAGCCAAAGGAUGGGCUAAAACCAGCUUCUUCUUUGGUAACUUAUUUGAAAGGUUCAAGGCUUGACAAAAACUUGUCCGUAUGAAAUUGUAUAAUAACAGAAACUUUAUGAACUGUAUAGACAAUAAAAUUAUGGGCAAAAUGGCUUGUCAAUGUAUUAUACUUUUGUGUAAUUUAAAGCAUAUGAAAAUGCUUUCAUGUUAAUGAAGUUUCGGCUUAUUAAGAGUUGA
Molecule: messenger RNA, 2094 nt
Organism: Mercurialis annua (annual mercury)
Lineage: Eukaryota; Viridiplantae; Streptophyta; Magnoliopsida; Malpighiales; Euphorbiaceae
Product: ACT domain-containing protein ACR3
Exons: 8
Coding region: 590-1930 (446 amino acids)
Source: RefSeq, a predicted model, not a curated record